Molecule: messenger RNA, 2169 nt
Organism: Lottia gigantea (owl limpet)
Lineage: Eukaryota; Metazoa; Mollusca; Gastropoda; Lottiidae
Exons: 16
Coding region: 57-1619 (520 amino acids)
Biological process (GO): mRNA splicing, via spliceosome
Cellular component (GO): U4/U6 x U5 tri-snRNP complex
Molecular function (GO): U4 snRNA binding; protein binding; U6 snRNA binding
Source: RefSeq, a predicted model, not a curated record
UGUCAGCGCCCAGAGUCACAUUUUAAAUCGUCAACAAACAUAAAUAAAAUAUAAAGAUGUCUGAAAUGUCAGAUGAUGAUGAAGAUGUUAUACAUAUUAUUAAAAAAGAUAAAGUUAUACAGUAUGGUAGUUUAGAAGAGAAAGAAAGACAAAGAUUAGCUAAUACUGGGUCAAGUGGUUCAUUGGCUAAUGAUGCUAUUGAAGCAGGGAAAGCAUCAGGCAAUAUCAACAUAACAUCAGAGAGUAACCAAUUUGAAAUAGAUGAUGAUGCAGGUCAAGCUGAAGCUUUAGCAGAAUUUAAUAAAAGAAAAAGAGCACGUCAAAUUCAAGUGUCCACAGAUGAUUUUGAAGUUAAAGCAAGAUUAAGGGAAAAUGGAGAACCAAUAUGUUUAUUUGGUGAAGGACCAGCAGAAAGAAGAGAACGUCUUCGUCAGAUUUUAGCUCAGAUUGGUGCAGAUGCAAUAAAGAAAAGGGCAGAAGAGAAAGCUGCUGAGGCUAAAAAGAAAGAAGAGGAAAAUGUAACCUGGUAUCAUGAAGGAUCUGAAAGUUUAAAAGAGGCAAGACUUUGGCUUGCUAAUUAUUCACUACCCCGUGCUAAGGAGAGGGUCACAAAACAAAAAUUAGAGAAAAAUAUACCAGCAACACAACAAAACGCCAAGUUACAAGAAUUACAUAAAAAGAUUAGGUCGGUUACCAAUGAUUGUAGUCAAAUAGGAGACAAUAGACCUCUAUCUUUCUGUCAGUUUAGUCCCAAUUCUAAAUUAUUAGCAGUUUCAUCUUGGUCAGGAUUAUGUAAAAUCUGGUCUAUACCAGAAUGUGAAAUGGUUAGAGAACUGAGAGGUAGUCACAAUUGUAAUGUUGGAGCUAUAGUAUUUCAUCCUCAAGCCACAUUAAGUUUAGAUGAUAAUGCUUGUUGUAUGGCAUCAUGUGGACAAGAUGGUACUGUCAAACUCUGGAACCUUGUCAGUGAAGAACCUAUUGCCGAUAUUGAAGGUCAUUCACCAUAUAGAGUAUCGCGUCUAGCUUAUCAUCCCUCUGGAAGAUUUCUUGGUACAUGCUGUUUUGAUAAUUCAUGGAGAUUAUGGGAUUUAGAAGCUCAAGAUGAAGUAUUACAUCAAGAAGGUCAUAGUAAACCUGUUUAUGAUAUAUCAUUUCAAUGUGAUGGGGCAUUAGCAGCUACUUGUGGAUUAGAUGCAUACAGUAGAGUUUGGGAUUUGAGAUCAGGUAGAUGUGUAAUGUUUUUAGAAGGUCAUCUCAAAUCUGUAUUGGCAAUAGAUUUUAGUCCAGAUGGGUACCAUGUUGCUACAGGCAGUGAAGAUAAUAUGAGUAAAAUAUGGGAUUUACGACAAAGAAAAUGUGUAUAUACCAUCCCAGCUCAUACUAAUCUUGUAUCUUAUGUUAAAUUCCAACCACAACAUGGUAAUUAUUUAGUAACAGCAUCCUAUGAUAGUACUGCUAAGAUCUGGGCUCAUCCAACAUGGACACCUUUAAGAACAUUAGCUGGUCAUGAAGGAAAAAUAAUGGGUUUAGAUAUAUCACCUGAUCUGAAACAUAUGGCAACAUGUUCAUUUGAUAGAACUUUUAAAAUCUGGAUAUCAGAGACUUCGGAAACAUUAUAGAUCAUUGAAUACAUAUGGUGAAAGAGUAAAACUAACUGUGGUGUGAAAUAUUUCUAUAUUGGUUUAUAACCAGCAAGAAAUUUCAAGAUGGCUAGAUGUUUUUUUAUUUUAAAAGUUCUUUUAUAGCCAAAAUGGUUCUUGAGUAUUAUCUGCAAUCAAAUCAUCAUCAUUAUGUCUUAUACCUUGUACCUUGACUGCAAUAGCCACUAUUCUUGUAUUACAGAAUAGAGCAACUCAUUGGAUGGUACACCAGUGAAUACAAUCAGUCAGAGUCCUGGACAGAAAGACAGUUUAUACUAUGUCUUAUUGUUUUCAAAUUUCCUGUCAAGGCCUCUGAUUAGCUGUAUUUUUUUUAGAAUACACUCAAAUGGCUACAUUUACAAACUUCUGUGAUAUUAGAAAUUGGCUAUUGGAGUCAAGGUAUAAGACAAACAGCUUGACAUUGUGAAGAUGCAUUCAAGUGUGCAUGAAGCAAGCUAUCAAAACUAUCAUUACAUCAUUUUCAUAUACCUUGUACCAUGACUAAAGUCAUAAAUAAAGUGUAUUUGUC